AUGUCUCUGUCCAAGAUUACUGGAUUGAUCCUCGGAUCCGCUGCCUUGGUGGCUGGUCACGGCUAUGUGAGCGGUAUCGUGGUUGACGACACUUACUACGGCGGAUACAUUAUCACCGAGUACCCCUACGAGAGCGACCCCCCUGAGCUCAUUGCCUGGUCAGAGGACGAGACUGAUCUGGGCUAUAUCGAUGGCUCGGAGUACGCCAACUCCAACAUCAUUUGUCACAAGGAUGCCAAGGCAGCUGCUUUGGAGGCGCCUGUCAAGGCUGGUGGCUCCGUUGAGCUUCAGUGGACUACUUGGCCCUCAAGCCACCACGGUCCUGUUAUUACCUACAUGGCCAACUGCAAUGGGGACUGUGCCGAUGUGGAUAAGACCACUUUGGAGUUUUUCAAGAUCGACCAGGGUGGUCUGAUCAGCGACACCGACGUGCCUGGUACCUGGGCGACUGAUAACCUUAUCUCCAACAACAACAGCCGCACUGUCACCGUUCCCAGCGAUAUUGCGGAUGGAAACUAUGUUCUCCGUCACGAGAUCAUCGCAUUGCACUCGGCUGAGGAGACAAAUGGCGCCCAAAACUACCCUCAGUGUAUCAACCUGAAGGUCACCGGCGGAGGUAGCGCCACUCCUUCAGGUACCCUGGGUACCGCCCUGUACAAGAACACCGACCCGGGCAUUCUGAUCAACAUCUACACUUCCCUAAGCACCUAUGAAAUUCCCGGUCCAACUCUGUACACUGCCGCAGCUACCACAGCUUCCACCGCUGUGUCUACCACUGCAGUAGCCACCACCAGCGCCGAGGUCACCAGCACCCCUGCCUCCGUGGAAUCAGUUGUACCCACAACCACCCUUAUCGCAUCCGUCAGUGCCUCCCCAACCCGGAGUCCCUCCUUCACCCCACCCUUCUCCAACUCCACUCGCGCAUGGCGUCCCUCUUUUAGCCGCCAGCCCAGCUCCCCCAGCUUCACCUCUGCUCCUGCUCAGUUCACUGCCCCCAGCGCUGCUGAGCAGCACCAGUCUGCCACUGCUACCCCCACUGUGAUCACUUUGACCGAGACCAGCACCUCCUGGGUCACUGAGCUGGUUACCCUUACUGACAAGUCUGUUGUGCAGACCACCAGCGCUGUCCCGGUCGCCGUCGCCGUCACCACAACCGUCACUGAGGGAAGUGAGCCUACUCAGACAUCCUCUGCUAGCGUUGCCUCUGGAUCUACUUCCGGCUCUGGAAGUGGAUCUGGCUCUGGCUCCGAGUCCUCCGGCUCCGGCUCCGGCUCUACCAGUUCAAGCUCAAGCUCCACAUCCACCGAAUCGGACUACGUCUCCAGCGACUGGACUUCUUACCUCAGCUCCCUGAGUGCCUCGGAGGUUCUUCAACUGCUGCGUCAGACUUUCAAGUGGCUGGUUAGCAAUGAUAAGGUGCACGCCCGUGACAUUUCCAUCUCGAACUAG
Messenger RNA from Penicillium odoratum, 1449 nucleotides. Its product is annotated as AA9 family lytic polysaccharide monooxygenase. The record is from RefSeq and is a predicted model, not a curated record. The transcript has a single exon. The coding region runs from base 1 to 1449 and encodes 482 amino acids. NCBI's taxonomy places the organism in Eukaryota, Fungi, Ascomycota, Eurotiomycetes, Eurotiales, Aspergillaceae.